Molecule: messenger RNA, 1107 nt
Organism: Callorhinchus milii (elephant shark)
Lineage: Eukaryota; Metazoa; Chordata; Chondrichthyes; Chimaeriformes; Callorhinchidae
Product: T-box transcription factor TBX19-like
Biological process (GO): regulation of transcription by RNA polymerase II; positive regulation of DNA-templated transcription; mesoderm formation
Cellular component (GO): nucleus
Molecular function (GO): RNA polymerase II cis-regulatory region sequence-specific DNA binding; DNA-binding transcription factor activity, RNA polymerase II-specific
Source: RefSeq, a predicted model, not a curated record
AUGACCCAGCCUCACAGCAGGAGCAGCGAGCACCGGGUGGCUCGCCUGUUGAGCGCCGUGGAGAGUGAGCUGGUGGUCGGCAGCGAGAAAGGCGACCCCACGGAAAAGCAGCUGAAAGUGGCUCUGGAGGAGUCGGAGCUGUGGCAAAAAUUCAAGCGGGUCACCAACGAAAUGAUCGUCACCAAGAACGGGAGGCGAAUGUUUCCAGUCCUUAAAAUAAGCGUCUCUGGUUUGGAUCCAAACGCCAUGUACUCAUUCCUGUUGGACUUCGUGGUCGCUGAUAGCCAUCGCUGGAAGUAUGUGAACGGCGAGUGGGUACCUGCGGGCAAACCAGAGCCCCUGACCCAGAGCUGCGUUUACAUCCACCCGGACUCCCCCAACUUCGGGGCGUAUUGGAUGAAAGCCCCCAUCUCUUUCAGCAAAGUCAAGUUGACCAAUAAAGUCAACUGCGGUGGACAGGUAAUUCUAAAUUCUCUGCACAAGUACGAGCCUCAGAUUUAUAUAGUGCGACUGGGAGGUCCUCACAGGAUGAUUUCCAAUCACUUUUUCCCUGAAACUCAGUUCAUCGCAGUGACUGCAUAUCAGAAUGAGGAGGUUACAGCUCUGAAGAUCAAGAAUAACCCCUUUGCGAAAGCAUUUCUGGAUGCCAAAGAAAGCUGUGAACGCUACAACUCCUUGCGGUCACCUGCCAAUCCAUACCCAGCAUCCUACAUACAUAGAAACUACGCUACAGUUUCUUUUGCAGAGAGCUCCAGUAAUGGUCUUCAGGUUUUACCUGGACACGACAACUGGUCAACGAUGACUUCUGCAAGACACACCAACAUGUUACCUGUCACACCUCCAACUGCAACUGGGUCUAGUGCUGGCCAGUAUACGUGCCACUGGGCAGUAGGUAACAGCUCUGUGAGCCCGGUCAACCAACCCAACACUGCUACUGGAAACCAACAAGGACAGUUUCUUCGAGGAAGCCUCAGCCAGCCUGCCACAUCAACAUCCUUGGUCGCCUUGUCCAGUGCAGGUGGAACAGCCAUGGAGAUUCACAGUGAAUUGCCACUAGCAAGACUCUUAGUGGCUUCCGGGACCUCAGCCUUAAACCAGCCAUUCUAA